Symbiodinium sp. CCMP2592 is the source of this 1827-nucleotide messenger RNA. The record is from the annotation of a GenBank genome assembly. NCBI's taxonomy places the organism in Eukaryota, Dinophyceae, Suessiales, Symbiodiniaceae.
AUGGCGUCUUCGUCAUCGGACAAAGAAGGUAUGGAAGACGAUCAGGCUCAGCCUUCCUCGGAAGAGGGUCCUGCGAUGCCACACCUUGUGGGUUCCUGCGAUCCCUGUAUCUUCUUCGCAACUUCUGCUGGGUGCCACAGGGAUGCUUGUCCGUUCUGCCACAUUCACAAGCAGACCUUGGAAAUCAGCCCACAGAGGCCCGGAAAGCAGAUUCGCAUGCGCCUGAAGAAGACCAUGCUGCGUCUCCUUCAGAGUCGAGAGAGCUCGCCGGACAGGGCUCAUGACGACCUGCAACGCUGGGCUCGUAAGAGUGUUUUUGCAAACAACAUUCUGACUGGCUACCUGAAGGCCCAGCCAGCCAUGGAGGCCCAGGAGGCAUCGGCCGCAGAUGAAGCUCACGGUCAGCCGGCAGCCAGUACUUCGGAAGAUUGGCCUGAGCUGGAGUCGUGUUUCCAGCUGGCACUGGGCAUGGAUGCUGCGCCGUGUACUGUAGCUUGGCACUUGAAAUUUGAUGUCGAAUCCACCCUGUGCGUCCCGGCUACCCUGGCCAAUUCCAGUUGGGAGUCGUUCAACGGCCUGGCAGUUGGAAGUUCCCUGCAGCGAAACCUAGCCGGCCAGGACUGGAUUGCGGACCCGAAGAAGAAUCCGCUGGCAAGGAAGUUCUCUUUCCAAAUCGUUAUCGAUGCAGCUGCCUGGAUUCCAAUCUCGGUUUCUGUUGGGAAGACCAAUGCACUUGUAGAGUGGUUCAUGGGCAUCGCACAAGACAACCUUCUGCAGGCCCUAUUGUCCUCCUGCAUUGCAGCGCUGCUCACUUUCAGCUGUGCACUGAUGACACACCUGGCCAUGAAGUACUGCCGGGGAGUUGCAAGCAGGAAGGGCCAAGGUCUGCGAGGCUUUCUUCGUUUCUUUUUGCUGGCAACGAUCACCUGCUUGGGGUGGGCUGUUGCUUGGAGUAAUUGGGCGCUGGUGCUCUCGGUUGUGGAUGCGCUAGAGCCAAGCCGUUCCGAUCAAGUUGUUGUCGCGGCCGUUAUCGCUGUGUGGCUGGUCCUCAGCGUGUGCUUCUAUCUUCGGUUUGGUCCCGAGCCGAUCAUUCCGGACCCGCAGCUCCAACAGCUCUGCUACAGUCAUGGCUACAGCAGCUCUGUCCAACGAUCCUUCGUGUCCUACAUUGUGUACUCCUGCGUUGUUUGUCUGGUCAUGGCCUGCUGCGACCCGACCUACGGACUGCUGAUCGUGCUCGCCAGCAUGGUCUACUCCUCGACCUCAUCGAUGUUCGACGCGCAGGCAUGGCUGGUGCUUUGCAGCCUGGCCAUCGUUGUAACACUCCUGGGCGCUUUGUGUUCGGCAGCGAUCACAUGGAUCUUCAAGGUCGAUGAGUUUUCCUCCAUGCGGCUCUCGCGUUCAGUGAACGAUGCCUGCAGCCAAAUGGUGACACGCAGGCGGGUUGAAUUUGGAGAGAUGCUGUCGCGUGUCCAGAAGGCUGGCAGCGAUGCUUGCUUGGUGGAGGACACUGAUCUCAGCAACCUGGAAGACAUCCCGCUGGACGAGGACGAGGACGAGGAGGACUUCAAGAGCUCUCUGGUCAGUUCCCCGGAGAAGUUUCAAGACACGGUCCGACCAGAUGCCAGUGACAGUUGCGUGAGGUUGCAGUUGAACCCCGGGGCGAUCUCCAGUGCCAUUUGCGUGUCUGUUCUCAUCUACGACGUCCUUGGCUUUGUCGUCUGCUUCCAGUGGGGAAUGCUCGUUGUGCGGGGUUACUCCGUCGCCUUCGGCAGCCUCGCCAUGAGGCUGGCGAUGUCUGCAGACAAUCUACUUACCUUAGGUUAG